This is a messenger RNA of Paramecium octaurelia, 858 nucleotides long. The record is from the annotation of a GenBank genome assembly. NCBI's taxonomy places the organism in Eukaryota, Ciliophora, Oligohymenophorea, Peniculida, Parameciidae.
AUGUUUCUAAAAGGAAAAAAAGAAUCAAACCCAGAUAACUUUAAUCCUGGUGUCGGACUUUAUGAAAUUAUCACUAAACUGGAAAAACAAGUACCUAUCAUGCAUUCAGAUAAACAAGGCCAUCAUAAAAAACAUGAAUCAUAUCCUCAAAGUGAUUCAUAACUCUCUUUUGAUCGAAAAGUUGAUUUAAAUUAUCCUCUACAUAGUUAUGCAAGUGGAAUUUAAAGAGUCAGAUAAAAUAAAAUAUAUCAAGAACUCAAAAAGCAAGUUAAAUUUGACAAGAAACUAAAUGAAUUUUAUCAUGAAUUUGAUAGUCAAGUGCGUUCAACUAUUAAAAAGGGAAAACUUGUUAAACUAUAGAAAUUAUAACAAAGUUCAAAAUAAUCUUUAAAUGAUUCCCAAUCACUUUAUUUAGGAUAAUAAUCACCUAUCAGCAAAAAAUCUACAAGCCAACAAUAUUUGAAACAUCCACCUAAAUUGCAAUCAUUAGAAAGCUUAGAACUCUUUCUUUUGAGAGAUAAAUUAUAGAAAGUAUAAGAUGUUCCAGGUCCUGGUUCGUAUGAGUUGCCAAGUGUUUUCAAAUAAUCAGAUACCAGAGUCUAACCCUUUGGAAAACAAUAAGGAAGAACAAAAUACAUAGAUCAAGAAGCUUCAGUGGGAGUUGGAUAAUAUAAUAUACAAGAUUAAUCAAUCGUCAAAAGUGUUAUAAGGUUUGACAAAUACUCCAAAAGAAUUAGCAUUUUUGAAACCAAAUAAAACUCUCCAACAUAUUAUGACAAUAACUCAAAUCUUAUCAGCAAUCAAUCCAAGCUAAAUCUCGAAUUUCCUAUUGCCUUUGGCUCUACCUCCAAAAGAUGA